AUGCACGCAUGCCCGGUCAUGGCUGGAACACCCAUCGAGGCGAGCGGCAUCAUCCCUAUCAGCCAGAACGACGUUGCUGGCAUCCCCGAGAUCGCUCUAUCUAUCCCAGACUUCGAAGGCCAAGCCAUUCUGAGGAUUUUUUCCAAUGCGACCCAGAGCGAAAUUGGCUGCUAUUCCGGUGUGGUGACCAAUGGAAGUUCGUUUUCUCAACCAGCAUGGGUUAGUUCCAUCCUCGGAGCAUUCACCAUGGUUGCUGUCGUUGCCUCCUUUGUUACCGCCAUUUACGGGGAGAACGUGCCUGAUAUGCGUAAGCACUAUGCUCACUCAUUCUCGGUUUUGAUUGUCUUUGCCGUCUGGCAGCACAUCUUUUUCAGUGGGGCGCUCUCCAUGAACUGGCCUAGUGUGCUCGUCGCUUUCUGGAGCAACUACGCGUGGGCUGGUGGGAUAAUCUAUACCGAGGCUAUGCAGAAUACAAUCAACAACUUCAUCGGUAGCAACCAAGGGAAUACAUCGCACAUGGGUGCGGCCGGAACAGGCGUUGCGAACCCAAGCCUCGGCGGUGGUUUUGAUAUCCAGAAGAUCUACCGGAGAAACGAGCUACCCGACUUUCCCGACGCUCUGGGGUCGAACGAGACCCUCGUUGAUCGAUUUGGACAACUGCUGACAAAGAGAGAGGUCUUCGAGAAAUUGAUGUCGAAGAGAGACACCGCAACUAACUCAAGCGCAUCUUCUUGGUACGGCCACCCUGUAAAGCCAGGACUCCCUCUUCCUGGAAAUUUCUCUGGCUUCGCCGGUACGCUGGCUCAGGAGAACAUUCCCGCUUCGAACGCGUUCAUGACAGGCUUCCUAUGGUUCCUUGUCCUGGUUGCAGGGGUAGCUGUCUCCGUUGUGGCCUUCAAACUCCUUGUCGAAGGCAUGAGUGUGAUGAAGAUGAUGAAGCGCGACCGCCUGCUCUACUUUCGGAGGCAUUGGCUCGGAUACACCAUGCUUGCCGUCCUCCGCACACUCUUCAUUGGAUUCUUUAUGCUCAUGUUUCUUACUCUUUUCCAGUUCAGCUACCUUAGCUCAUCUAGACCGGUCGCUCUCGCCAGCGUGGUCUUCGUAACCAUGCUGCUUGCUUUGGGUGGACUCGCUGGGUAUGCGUGUUUCCACAGAAUCCAGUUCGGUCGUUACACAUCCGAACCGGACCGACUGAAUAUCGAAAAGAAAAGAUUGCUCAAAGUGAUCCCUUGGUACAGAUUGGAACGGAACAGCGACUUCCCACGCUCGGAGGACAAGACGUAUGCCGGCUCGAUUCGAUGGUGGACAAUCAGUUCCGCAUCCGAAGAGCAGUCGGUGCACGAUGAUGACGGUUACACCAAGAGAUUUGGAUGGCUUACUGCCCGCUUUCGUAGAACGAGGUGGUGGUUCUUCGCAGUCUGGCUCGUGUACGAAUUUGCGAGAGCUUGCUUCCUGGCCGCGGCGUCUGGGUCGCCAAUGGUGCAGGUUUUCGGUCUCCUGGCGGUCGAGUUCAUCGCAUUCAUCGGGCUCGUCAUCCUCCGCCCAUUCGAAGGCCAGCGACUGAACGUCAUUGCUGUGUACUUUCUUGGAUUCAGCAAAGUUGUGACAGUCGCCCUCUCCGCUGCAUUCGACAUCCGGUUUGGCCUCCCACGAAUCACCGCAACAGCCAUUGGUAUCGUUAUCGUCGUCAUCCAAGGUCUCCUUACCAUCGCCGUCCUGAUAUGUAUCAUGCUAGGCGUCAUCUCAAGCUACAUGUCGGUCAUGCGCAAUCGUGACAUAUUUCAUCCGAAGCGGUGGGUAUCGAUCCGUGGAAAGUACUUGGACCAUCUGGAAUUCAAGGUGAAGGAUAUCCCGCGACCACCAAAGCCCAAGCCGGAACCUGUAGCUGAACCAGUCGCGAUGGAGCCGGGGCUACCGAAAGAACCGUACUUCACUGUAAGCAGCAUUCGACGAAUGGCCAAGGUCGAAGACGAGGAUGAAGAGUUCAUGAACGAAAUCAGCGGCGAAUCUUCCCAUUUGGCUCUGGAUUUACCAAAACGCGACUCGUUGAAUGGGACCGCAGUAGGCCGUCAACGUUCUCCGAGCAUCCGCUCGAACAUGUCAUACUCGAGUCUGCCGUACGGUGCACGUGUGCAUCGUGCGAGCUGGAGCACCCAAGACUUUGCCGAGGACUUUGCACCAACGCGCCAAAGAACGUUGAGUAACCCAUUGUAUACCCCAGAAGGAGGCAGCCGAUUCACGAGCAGUGGUGUGCCCCCACUUGUCACCCGAAUUUCAAGCGGCGAACGCGCAGCACGGCAAUCGAGCCCGCUCAGCGCAGGUGUUUCUCGAUCUAUCGCGCCGGUGAGAUAUCCAACGUACGAAAACACUAGUGUGAGCCCGAUUCCUCGACCUAAGAGUACGCCGAGAGGCGGGAUUUCUGGUGGAUCAAGACGGCAGCUACAAACAGUGGUCAGCGAGUCGCACAUUCCAACUGCCCCGACCAGCGCCCACGCUAUGGACGUAACGACGAGACACAAUGAAGAUGGGACAUGA
Molecule: messenger RNA, 2535 nt
Organism: Didymosphaeria variabile
Lineage: Eukaryota; Fungi; Ascomycota; Dothideomycetes; Pleosporales; Didymosphaeriaceae
Exons: 2
Coding region: 1-2535 (844 amino acids)
Biological process (GO): transmembrane transport; fungal-type cell wall biogenesis
Source: RefSeq, a predicted model, not a curated record